AUGGGACUGUGGUAUUCGCUAGGUAUCGCGCUCUUUGCCGCGAUUGGCACUUUUCUAUUUGGGUUCGAUACGGGCAUUGCGACGACGACGAUUGCGCAUCAAAGCUGGAUUGAUUACAUGAAAAAGCCCUCCAAUGGGUUGACAGGAGCGGUUGUCGCCGUGUAUAUUGCCGGUGAGGCAUGCGGUGCAUUAACCCAAACAUUUAUUGGCGAUAAACUGGGGCGAAUCCGGUUCAUGCAAUUGAUGUGUAUCAUCGUCACCGUCGGCACAGUGAUCCAGACUGCCUCCGUGAAUAUCGGCAUGUUUCUGGCCGGGCGAGUCCUUGCCGGAUACGCAGUUGGUGGCAUGGUUGCCACCGUCCCUAUAUAUCUGUCUGAAAUCUCAGACCCCAAAUCCCGUGGCUUGAUCGGCGGUAUCUCGGGAUGUGGUAUCUCCUUUGGAACCAUGGCGUCCAACUGGGUCGGAUAUGCUUGCAGCUAUGCCCCAUAUGGGGCUGUGCAAUGGCGCCUUCCCCUAGCAAUUCAGAUUCCGUGGGGUUUGAUCAUGUUUGUUGGCCUGUCAACCUUCAUGCCGAACUCGCCACGUCAGUUGAUCCGGAUUGGCAAGGUUGAUGAUGCGCGCCACGAGUUUUCUCGGAUUCGACGGGGCGGGAACACUCACGAGGUUGAAGAGGAGUUCACGCUCAUGCAGGCACAGAUUGAAUAUGAAAUGGAGCGUGAGAUCACCUCUUACAAGGAAAUUUUCCGGCUCUUCCGGUCCAGAGUCCUAGUGUCUAUCGCGGUUCAAACCAUGACGAGUCUGACUGGUGUCAAUGUGAUUCAAUACUAUCAAACGAGCCUGUACAAAUCGCUCGGCAUUGGCUCGCACACCAUCCUUGCUCUUGCUGCAGUCUACGGAACGGUAGCGUUCCUAUCAAAUGCUGUAACCACGAAGUACAUGACAGACCAAUGGGGUCGUCGAAAGAUGAUUAUCAGUGGAUUGGCUGGAAUCGUGCUCAUCCUCAUCUACGCGGCGGUGAUGCAGAGAGAAUUCCAGAAUACCAGCAACCGGGUCGGCAAGGGGUUUGCAAUCCUCGGAAUCUAUCUUUUUGUGGUUUGUUAUUAUGGUAUGCUUAACAGCACAACGUGGCUAUAUGGGGCCGAAGUUCUCCCGAUCGCUCUCCGCAGUAAGGUCAUGGGUCUUGCUGCUGCAUCUCACUUUAUUGUCAAUGUCGCAGUUACCGAGGCCGGCCCUAGCGCCUUUGCCAACAUCAAAGAGAACUAUUACUAUGUGUUUGUGGUCUGCUCCACGUUCUUCUUGGCGGUAGCUUAUUUCUACUUCCCAGAGACAAAACAAAAAACUCUCGAGGAGGUCGCCGCAGCCUUUGGAGAUAAAGUUGUUCUUGCUGAUGAAGGCGGCAAGAGAGCUUCGCUUGUUGGAAAUGUGGACCACAUCGAGGAAUUGGGCGAGAGAAGCCAGGUUUAA
Penicillium chermesinum is the source of this 1464-nucleotide messenger RNA. RefSeq lists its product as uncharacterized. The transcript is spliced from 12 exons. Lineage: Eukaryota; Fungi; Ascomycota; Eurotiomycetes; Eurotiales; Aspergillaceae. The record is from RefSeq and is a predicted model, not a curated record. Gene Ontology annotation, cellular component: membrane. Gene Ontology annotation, molecular function: carbohydrate:proton symporter activity. Bases 1 to 1464 code for a protein of 487 amino acids. Gene Ontology annotation, biological process: carbohydrate transport; transmembrane transport.